Messenger RNA from Trichechus manatus latirostris (Florida manatee), 1149 nucleotides. RefSeq names its product protein kinase cAMP-dependent type I regulatory subunit beta (gene PRKAR1B). Gene Ontology annotation, biological process: regulation of protein phosphorylation. Gene Ontology annotation, cellular component: cAMP-dependent protein kinase complex. The record is from RefSeq and is a predicted model, not a curated record. Lineage: Eukaryota; Metazoa; Chordata; Mammalia; Sirenia; Trichechidae. Gene Ontology annotation, molecular function: cAMP-dependent protein kinase regulator activity. Bases 1 to 1149 code for a protein of 382 amino acids. The transcript is spliced from 10 exons.
AUGAUGGCUUGUCCGUCCCCUUGGCUCUCCGAGGAGGAUGAGAGUCUCAAAGGGUGUGAACUGUAUGUUCAUAAGCACAGCAUCCAGCAGGUGCUCAAAGAGUGUAUCGUGCACCUAUGCAUCGCCAAGCCGGACCGUCCCAUGAAAUUCCUGCGGGAAUACUUUGAAAAGUUGGAGAAGGAGGAGAACAAACAGAUCCUGGCUCGGCAGAAGUCCAGCUCCCAGUCGGACUCACAUGAGGAGGAGAUCUCUCCAAUGCCCCCGAACCCUGUGGUGAAGGCCCGCCGCCGCCGCGGGGGCGUGAGCGCCGAGGUAUACACGGAGGAGGAUGCCGUCUCCUACGUCCGAAAGGUGAUCCCCAAGGACUACAAGACGAUGACAGCCCUGGCCAAGGCCAUCUCCAAGAACGUGCUCUUCGCUCACCUCGAUGACAACGAGAGAAGUGACAUUUUUGAUGCCAUGUUCCCCGUCACCCACAUUGCUGGGGAGAUCGUCAUACAACAAGGGGAUGAAGGAGAUAAUUUCUAUGUAAUUGAUCAAGGAGAAGUAGACGUGUAUGUGAAUGGAGAGUGGGUGACCAGCAUCAGUGAGGGUGGCAGCUUCGGGGAACUCGCACUUAUCUAUGGCACCCCCAGGGCAGCCACGGUGAAGGCCAAGACGGACCUCAAGCUCUGGGGCAUCGACCGCGACAGCUACCGCCGCAUCCUCAUGGGCAGCACCCUCAGGAAGCGCAAGAUGUACGAGGAGUUCCUCAGCAAGGUCUCCAUCCUAGAGUCCCUGGAGAAGUGGGAGCGGUUGACAGUGGCCGAUGCCCUGGAGCCUGUGCAGUUUGAAGACGGAGAGAAGAUUGUGGUCCAGGGGGCUCCUGGGGACGACUUCUACAUCAUCACAGAGGGCACAGCAUCCGUGCUCCAGCGCCGGUCCCCCAACGAGGAGUACAUGGAGGUGGGGCGGCUCGGGCCCUCCGACUACUUCGGAGAGAUUGCGUUGCUGCUGAACCGGCCCCGUGCGGCCACCGUGGUGGCCCGGGGGCCCCUCAAGUGCGUGAAGCUGGACCGGCCACGCUUUGAGCGUGUGCUGGGGCCCUGCUCCGAAAUCCUCAAGAGGAACAUCCAGCGCUACAACAGCUUCAUCUCCCUCACCGUCUGA